This is a messenger RNA of Triticum aestivum (bread wheat), 703 nucleotides long. RefSeq names its product early nodulin-93-like. The transcript has 2 exons. The coding region runs from base 158 to 556 and encodes 132 amino acids. The record is from RefSeq and is a predicted model, not a curated record. Lineage: Eukaryota; Viridiplantae; Streptophyta; Magnoliopsida; Poales; Poaceae.
UUCGCGGUUUCUUGCAUGCAGCCUAUAAAUCCGGCCGGAGCACCCAGCUCUGCCCCAUCUCAUCUCACACACCACUACUCAUCUUGCCUCACACACUUCACUGCUAGCUACUAGUUCAUUUGCUUGCGUUCUCGUGCCACCAACCUCGAUCGCCAAGAUGUCUACGGUGAGCUGCGCCUACCUCGACCAGAGGCUCGCUGCCGCCAACCGCUGCUCCGAAGAGGCUGCCAUGGCCGGAGCCAAGGCCGCGGCUGUCGCCACCAUCGCCGCCGCAGUCCCCACCGCAAGUACACGUUCUUGCAAGCACCCCCAAGAUCCAUCCAACAAUCAUGCAUCUCACUGUCUUCUUCCUCCGUGCCUUUCUCUGCAGCUGGCGAGCGUGAGGAUGCUGCCGUGGGCGAGGGCGCACCUGAACCCGACCGGGCAGGCCCUGAUCAUCUCCACCGUCGCCGGGAUGGCCUACUUCAUCGUCGCUGACAAGACCAUCCUCUCCAUGGCCAGGAAGCACUCCUUCCAGGAUGCGCCGGAGCACCUCAAGAACACCUCCUUCCACUAGUUAGAUCCAUUAUUAGUAAUCCCAGUAAACCUUGUGCGCCAAAGUGCAUAGCGUACAGUGAUCAGCAAGGGAGGUCAGGGAUGCUCCUGGAUAGUCUUGUACUGCGAGUGCAAUUUCUCAUUUCAUAAUAUAAUUUUCAUCAUGCAA